GCAACUUUAAAGAUAUUGACUGGUCUACAACUGAAUCCCAAGAAAGUCAAGGCUGUCAACAAGGCAACCUAUGCUUUUGUGACAUUCAGCUGCCAAGAAGAUAAGGAGGAGGCAUUGAAAGUACUCAACGGAUACAAAUGGAAAGGACAAGUGCUGAAAGCCAAGAUCUCAGUAAUAUAGAGUACGUGUGCAGUAAAGCUGAGGUAGUGUUACCAGACGUAACCCAAGAUCUGAAGGAUUGUGAUGACAUUGUUGGCAGACCCUCCCAGGCCUGGCAUAUUCUCUGCCGACCGAUUUCAAAUCGCAGCAAGGGCAUCCCAUUCCGGCCAACCAAGGCAGUGGCCGUUGACCUCUUCCCACACACCAAACACUGUGAGCUGGUCAUACUGUUUGACCGAGUUGAUUCCUACUUUGAGGUUUCCAAAGGUGUGAAAAGAUCCAGCAAUACUGACGGUGAGGUUUCAACAUCAGCCACGAAUUGAAUUCCUUUUUUAUUACAAAAUUGUCACU
Molecule: messenger RNA, 510 nt
Organism: Patiria miniata (bat star)
Lineage: Eukaryota; Metazoa; Echinodermata; Asteroidea; Valvatida; Asterinidae
Product: tRNA (uracil-5-)-methyltransferase homolog A-like
Exons: 4
Coding region: 138-482 (114 amino acids)
Source: RefSeq, a predicted model, not a curated record